Amaranthus tricolor (Joseph's coat) is the source of this 1891-nucleotide messenger RNA. Its product is annotated as AT-hook motif nuclear-localized protein 8-like. The record is from RefSeq and is a predicted model, not a curated record. Gene Ontology annotation, molecular function: minor groove of adenine-thymine-rich DNA binding. Lineage: Eukaryota; Viridiplantae; Streptophyta; Magnoliopsida; Caryophyllales; Amaranthaceae. Bases 202 to 1449 code for a protein of 415 amino acids. The transcript is spliced from 5 exons.
ACCCUAAAUAUCCAAAACCCCUUUUUCACUAUAUACUCUCACUAUACUUUGCAUUUCCCAUUUCCAUAUAUCUAGCUCCUCCAUUUCCCAUUCUUUCUUGGUUUUUCCUCCAUUUUUCUUCACUUCACUAGACUAUCUUGAAAAAUCCAGCCUUUUUUCCUUUGAUUCUUUCAAGAGUCUGUUGUUUGAAAGCUUCCAUUGAUGGAGUCUAGACCACCACCAUCCCACCACCACCACCACCAACCACCACCACCACAUCAUCAGCACCAUCAUCAACAACCACCACAUGGGAUGAUGAUGCAACAUCAUCAACACCAUCAACAACACCAUCAUCAGCAUCAGCAUCAGCAUCAGCAUCAACAUCAGCAUCAACAUCAUCAAAUGAUGCAUAACUCUCCUCCGUCAUCAAACCCUACUCCACCUCCUUUACAAAUGAUUGCAACUCCCAAUUCAUCUUCACUUCAGAACAAUCGUUUCCCAUUUGCUUCACAAGUUGUUACACCUACCCAUCCAAAUCAAUCUUCAAAGAGUCCUAUAACUUCCGGGGUUGAAAACACUCCUUAUUCUGGUGAUGGGUUAAGAGGGCCUACAUCUGGGUUUGUUAUUGACCCUAAUUCUUCUUCGUCUUCACACAAAAAGAAAAGGGGUAGACCAAGGAAGUAUUCUCCUGAUGCGGGUGGGAAUAACAUUGCUUUAGGGUUAGCUCCUACUCCUAUUUCUCCUGGAAUUGGUGGGGGACAGGCGGACUCUGGUGGGACGGCUCCGUCUUCGGAGAAUGUCUCCAAAAAGCAUCGCGGGCGGCCAGCCGGUUCAAGUAAGAAGCAAUUGGAUGCAUUAGGUAACUGUGGGGUUGGUUUUACGCCGCACGUUAUCUUGGCGAACGCUGGGGAGGACCUUGCAUCAAAGAUUGUUGCAUUUUCUAAGCAGGGACCACGUACAGUCUGCGUUCUUUCUGCAAAUGGUUCCAUCUGCAAUGUGAGUCUUCGGCAACCUGCAGGAGGUGUUGUGAACUAUGAGGGACGAUAUCAGAUUAUUUCUCUAUCAGGCUCGUUCCUGUAUUUAGAAAAUACUGGUGGCCAAGUCCACACAGGUGACUUGAGUGUUUCCCUGGCUGGAGCAGAUGGCCGUGUAUUGGGUGGUGGUGUAGCUGGGACCCUGGUGGCUGCAAGCCCUGUUCAGAUUAUUGUGGGUAGCUUUAUUGCAAAUGGGAAGAAGACAAAGUACAUGCCCUCAGUACCCCAGUCUCACGUCUUGAACUUUGGUUCUCCCGCACUACCACCUGCUGAAAGUCCUCCCUCCGAAGAGGUUUCAAGUGAAGAGUCCGAAGAGAAUGGUGAUAACCACCUUGAUAGGAACAUGGGAUCUUACGGAAAUUCUAACCACCCCGUUCAUAAUAUGCAAAUGUACAAUCCCAUGGGCUGGCCUAACUCCUCUUCAAAGAUGCUUUAAAACUAGACAGCUGAUCGUCUUCUUGGUAUUCACUAUUCAGAGGCUGAUUCUAGAUUCUAACAGGCAGAGUCUAAAAACGUAUAUUAUAGAGUAGUAUCUGGGUUAUCUUUUCUCCGUUAAUUGUAAUUCUCUAAAGAUCCUUCAUGUUCCCCUCCUCCCGUGUAUGAGUGUAGGUAAAUGAGAUUAUUACCCGUGUUUGUAAGCUGAGUUUACCGCCCCUCAUUGGCAUCGUUUGCACAUAGUCAUCAGUAUCCGGUCUUAUUAAUGAUUUUUCAAUCGGAUGUCGUUUGGGGUUCCUAACCUGUAUUUUUAGGAAUGAUUGUGUAACCUGGGUUUCGAGAUCGAAUUGAAUUUGAAUUGGAGUGUUGGUUGAUUAGUGUUGUGGAAGUAUUGGCAUAUGAAUCAUGUUUAACUUGUUCUUCCCAAGUGGGGAUUCCUGAAA